AUGUCCACUCUCGCUGCAGAACUCAACCACUCCAGGUCGCAUUCCGACUCCACCAACACCAAGUCCAGCGCCUACUACCAGAUGUCCAGACCCCGGUCGGAGGAGUGCACCUUGAUCCACGAUGCCCAGCUCAAACGGUCGUUUGCAGAGAUGUCCGAUUCGUUCACGCUGGUGUCUGAUUCGACGUCCAGUCCGUCCGCAAAACGGUGCAGAACAGCCCCAUCGUCCCCAGUCCCCGAGACCCCAAAACUCAGCUUUGCCGACCUGCCACUCACUCCUCCCUCCAACAGCGUCGUGCUGGCCUCGCUGUCGAUUUCCACGCCUAUCUCGGCGUCCCAACAUACCCUGGUCCAGUCCCCAGCGACGCCUCCUGCCUCAGCAUCCAGCUCGCCGCGCCAGCUGCCUCUGCCACUCAAGCCAUCCACGAAGCUGCGCUCGUUCGAGUCCGAGUCCUGCUUCUACUUCCCAGAUACCUGCUACUCGUUCAAUCUGCUGGGAUCCGCCGCGCCGGAGAGCAAUGUGCGCGGCUGUUUGCUCGAGCAGCAGAACGAGGAAUGGAGAGACUUCUACUCCAACAAGUGCAAGCACGAAAACACAGAACUGUUUAAAAAAUACAGGGAGUACUGCACCUCUAUGCGGCUGAAACCCUCAAAAGCCGUUUCCAAAGUGUCCAAGCCGCCCCGCUCAAGAAAACCUGCCAAGAUUGCCGCAUUUGUCGAGUCCCAAUACCAGAAAUACAACGGCCUCGUCGACUACCCGUACUCUAAUAAUUACACCUACCAGACAACUGGAUACCUCAAGGACGUGCAGAUGCUCACGUCGUCGGCCAAGCUGUACGCUCAGGGCCCAAAGCAGAGCUACGUGGCCGAGUCUGCCGACAACUUCAAGCUGCCGCCAAUGCCUUCGUCCAUGCUGAUGCCGUCCGAGCACGACCACCGCGACUACGCACGCGUCGGCAUCUCCAAAUUCAUCAACACCUCGCUCGACACCCCCGCCUCGCCCCAGACCCACCUCCGCACCACGGCUAACGUCCCUGUCGAAGCCGCGCAUGCACCAGCCCCCACACAGUACACAGGCGGCGCACGCAAGUGCAUCUCGUGCCACUCGGCCCAGUCGCCCUGCUGGAGACCGUCCUGGUCCUCGUCCGAGGGCCAGCUGUGCAACUCCUGCGGCCUGCGCUACAAAAAGACCCGCGCAAGAUGUCUCAACUCGCAGUGUCUGCGCAUCCCAGCCAAGGGCGAGUGGACCCUCAUGAAGAAUAAGGGCAAAGUGCUCGUCAACGACCACUACGCGUACCGCUGUCUCCAUUGCGACGGCGAGGUCGAGGUUGACGAGUAG
Ogataea angusta is the source of this 1338-nucleotide messenger RNA. RefSeq lists its product as uncharacterized. The transcript has a single exon. NCBI's taxonomy places the organism in Eukaryota, Fungi, Ascomycota, Pichiomycetes, Pichiales, Pichiaceae. Gene Ontology annotation, biological process: regulation of DNA-templated transcription. The coding region runs from base 1 to 1338 and encodes 445 amino acids. Gene Ontology annotation, molecular function: zinc ion binding; sequence-specific DNA binding. The record is from RefSeq and is a predicted model, not a curated record.